Ustilaginoidea virens is the source of this 1731-nucleotide messenger RNA. RefSeq lists its product as uncharacterized. Bases 1 to 1731 code for a protein of 576 amino acids. Lineage: Eukaryota; Fungi; Ascomycota; Sordariomycetes; Hypocreales; Clavicipitaceae. The transcript has 3 exons. The record is from RefSeq and is a predicted model, not a curated record.
AUGGGCGCCUCUCCGCCUUUCAUGUAUAAUGCGGAACGACGAAACAAUGCAAACUUUCCCGCAGCAGCUUUCGACCCCAAAGCUGUGACGAGGGCAAGUUGGGAGCCAAAGCCUAGAAAACCGCCUCACACUGGUCCUCUGGUCUCAUUCAACAGACAUCCUGACGCACAUGGGAUCCUGUCGCACCAGACUAGCUCAUACUGGCCUCUUGGCCGGCGGUCGAAGAAAUGGAUCAAAUGGCUACGCACUCUCCAGCUUUCAAUUCGAAUAAUGGAGCUCAAUGGCGCACUCGGCUCACUAGUGCUCUUUUCUCUCCUCGCAAACAUCGAUGAGGCCACGGGGUGGAUUUUGAGGGUUUUGCCCGGUAUUGCGGUCAUUCAUUGCUUGUAUGCCAUAUAUCACCUUUCACGCAAAGCAGGCGGUCGGACCCCUGGCUCCUCAGCCGCAUAUCACGUAUUCGCCGCUGGAUUUGAUUUGAUUUCUGUGUCGGCGUACGCUUUUGGCGCCUUUUCCGUUCGACAGGACGCUGGGAAAUGGACAACUCGGGUCACCAAUCAAGGCCUAAUGCAUUAUUUUGUGCCUGCGGUGUAUUACAUGAUUAUUGGAGCAGGGAGUCUGCACCUAGUCUCCCUACCGAUUUCUGUAUGGCUAGGGAUGAUGUUUCGAAGGAUUAGCAUGAUGCCACCAGACAUGAACCCUCUCGAGGACCACCUGACUGCGAGACCAUUCCACAAACGGAGCAAGUCGUCUUUGGCAAAUACGAGCAGUGUCUCGGGCAGCCAAAGUCCUUCUAGCCCUAUUAUUGACCCAUGUGCUCACUCGGAUUUGGAAGUGGGUGUCGAUGCGCGAAAAUCGUUUGUCCCAUUCUUAUACACGAGAACUGGAUCCAAUCAAUCAAUUGGCAGCCGAGGUUUUCUCAUUGACUCGCCAAGCAGGCAGUGCCAAAUAGUUUCCGGAAAUUCCAUCAAUAAUUCGGUUCAGUCUCCCGCGAGUCAACGGGGCUCUACAUCGAGAUCGUCCCAGCCGUUUCUGUACUCAAGUGUUCCGACUAUUGAAGCCGAGGCUCCAUAUCCAAAUCCUGCCGGCAAUACUUCUAAUAUGAAUAGACCCGGGAAGUUCACUGAAACUUGGCUGCCAACAAAUUCGUUGAUUUCAAGGACCAAUCAGCGCAAUGAAAAGCUGGCUUCGAGUAUGCCAGUUACCUGCCAGGCUGGUUCCGACAGGAAACCCUACGCUGCAUUGAUUCAAGUACGAGAUGACGAUGACUCUUCCGGUUCAGAAUGCUAUGGCGACAGUAUUGCAGUUCAGAAUAAGCGACGAUCACAGCUCAAGACUGAGAAACACCCGGAUCCUCUUGGGUCGCAUCCGCUCUCGGUGAAUAAGCACUCUCAUUUCAAGUCUACGAGAGCAUCGCAAGGCGUUAUGGGUAUUGUGCGGACCAAGGAUGGCUCCUUAGUCGAAUUGAGCGGGAAUUUGAGAAAAGUCAGCAAUAGCAGGGAUAUCACAGAUGAAGCCCUUGAAAUACAUGGAAACCCUUUUCAGCGGCAGAAGGACAACUCUCUUCAGUCACAAUACUGCUUCCAUUCCAAGUCACACAGCAACCAGAGCAAUGCUAAGCCCCCCAUAGUUCUGGGUUUUGGCAGAAAAGUAUCCUCAGGCACUGACUAUGGAUUGGGUUAUCGACGCAAUGUCAGUGGGAAAGUAAUGGAGGAAGGGGGGAGGUUCAGAUAA